GGGCGGCCGCGCCGCGGAUUGGCUGGGGCGGGGGGCCCCCCGGCGCUGGGUGCCGCGUGGCGGGCGCGCAGCUGCGGACAGGGGGAGACUCGCACCGAGUAACUGGCUGCUCCUGCGGAGACGGUGCCAGCUGUGAGGGCAGUGGGCGCAGGCCUCCAGACACCAUGAGCGUGGGCUUCAUCGGGGCUGGCCAGCUGGCCUUUGCCCUGGCCAAGGGCUUCACAGCAGCCGGUGUCCUGGCUGCCCACAAGAUAAUGGCCAGCUCCCCAGACAUGGACCUGGCCACUGUUUCUGCCCUCAGGAAGAUGGGGGUGAACCUGACGCCCCACAACAAGGAGACCGUGCAGCACAGUGAUGUGCUCUUCCUGGCGGUGAAACCACACAUUAUCCCUUUCAUCCUGGAUGAGAUUGCCGCCGACAUUGAGGAUCGGCACAUCGUGGUGUCCUGUGCAGCUGGCGUUACCAUCAGUUCCAUCGAGAAGAAGCUGACAGCGUUCCAGCCGGCCCCCAAAGUCAUCCGCUGCAUGACCAACACGCCGGUCGUAGUGCGGGAAGGAGCCACUGUGUAUGCCACGGGCACCCACGCCCAGGUGGAGGAUGGCAGGCUCCUGGAGCAGCUCAUGAGCAGUGUGGGCUUUUGCACGGAGGUGGAGGAGGACCUGAUUGAUGCUGUCACGGGACUCAGCGGCAGCGGCCCAGCUUAUGCAUUCACAGCCCUGGAUGCACUGGCUGAUGGGGGUGUGAAGAUGGGGCUUCCAAGGCGCCUGGCAGUCCGCCUCGGGGCCCAGGCUUUGCUGGGGGCCGCCAAGAUGCUACUGGACUCCGAACAGCACCCAGGCCAGCUCAAGGACAACGUCUGCUCUCCCGGUGGGGCCACCAUCCACGCCUUGCACGUGCUGGAAAGCGGGGGCUUUCGCUCCCUGCUCAUCAAUGCCGUGGAGGCCUCUUGCAUCCGCACACGAGAGCUGCAGUCCGUGGCCGACCGGGAGAAGGUCUCACCAGCUGCCAUCAAGAAGACCAUCCUGGACAAGGUGAAGCUGGACUCCCCUCCCGGCACCUUACUGGCCCCUUCUGGCCACUCCAAGCUGCUGCCCCGCAGCAUGGCCCCGGUAGGCAAGAAGGACUGAGGUGUCCAACCUGCCCGCAGGCCACUCUCUGCCUUUUCCUCCUGGGCUCGGAGCUCUGUGCUGGGAGUGUCUAGCCCCAGGCCUCACAGGAUGUCCUCACAUCCCCCGUGGCUCUGAUCCACUUGGGUCAGUGGAGCUGUAGCCAGGGAGGGGGCACAUCACUUCCCAGUGGGAACCUCCAUGGUCCCCAAGUGUGUCCUGGUCCAGAACAAGGAAGGAUUCUCUGACCUAAGCCUCCCCCUUCCUCUGCCCCCAAACCAGGUCAGGACCACCUUCCUCCAGGGCUUGGGGGGCUUCAGCACCCAGUGUCAGCUGGCUUGGGCUUGAGUACAAAGGUCAAGGUCCCCCCCGACCCACCCCACCCCAACCAUGAAGGCCCAGCCAAGGAGAGAGCUUGAUCCCACUCCUGCCCUUUCUCCACUCUGCACUCCUUCCUCAGUGUGGGAAGGGCCAGAGGGUCCCUGGAAUCCAGCAAAAGGGCCCAUGGUUCUUGGCCAGCGUGACAUUUGAGAAAAGGGCUCCUCAGAUGGUUGAACGCCCGAGGCCCCAAUACACUCAGGCCAUCAUCUCCCAUUCCUGGUCCAACCAACAGAUGCUGUCAUUUCUGUCUCUGACUUUUCAGGUUAAAUAAAUUCGUUUUCAGCCCCA
Messenger RNA from Globicephala melas (long-finned pilot whale), 1775 nucleotides. It is a transcript of the gene PYCR1, whose product is annotated as pyrroline-5-carboxylate reductase 1. Gene Ontology annotation, molecular function: pyrroline-5-carboxylate reductase activity. Lineage: Eukaryota; Metazoa; Chordata; Mammalia; Artiodactyla; Delphinidae. Gene Ontology annotation, biological process: L-proline biosynthetic process. The record is from RefSeq and is a predicted model, not a curated record.